AUGGUUACACUUACUGACGAUGGAGCGCGCGAUAGCUCCCCAUUGCCAGCCAGUCUUGCUAUCGACGAGCUAUUUGCUCGACUUGACAUUGGUCCCAGAUCCGCCCGCACCAUUCUUCGCGCUCUCCUCAGGACUGUGUAUAGUGACAUCCCUACCCCUGUCCCUGUCCCUGACUUCCAUGGGGAUGCAUGGGAAGUCCUUGGUUUCGGGGCCAGCGAUCCAAACUACACCCAUACGUCCGAUGAUGAAGACAUCUUGGUGUUCGAUCCCACCAUCUCUCCUAACGCUUCUGCCACUACUCUUUGUCCCACUUCUCCCGCUGAUCCCGGUAACGGCGUCCUUUCUAUCGCCAUUGAUUCCGCUUCUGCCACCGCCGCACGUGUUGUUCCCCUUGCCACUGCGCCUACUGCCUCCACAACCGCCCUCACACCUGCAGAUGUCCUUGCACCUGUAGGUUUACGUGUGCUUGUGGCUACACCUGCUGCGCCAGUUGUUUCUUUGACCCCUACCACCGCAAACAACGUCACAUCCACUGCUGGCCCCGCAUCCGCAGCUACUCCGGAUGCUGCAAGCACCACUGCACCUGCUGUCGCGAUCAUGGCUCCCACUGGAGCUCUCACCACCUCGACUGCCGCGCUUUACGCGCCCAACUAUGUCUUGCCCUACAAUGCGCCCAAGAACGCCAUUCUUCCACCACCAUCUUUGGUCACUCCUAUCUACGGCUACCAUGUCCCAGGUUUAAACGAAUCCGGGCCAUUCUACAUGGCUAGUCGUGGCCGGAACAUCGGCAUUUUUAGUGGUUGGGAGAUCCUUUCCCCAUUCGUGACGGGUGUGUCACACUCCGCGUAUUCCAAAGUUUCGAGCAUCCAGGAGGGACACACCAGGAUGGCUGCCGCAAUCAAUGCUGGCUUUGCGUUGUAUUUGACUUAG
Molecule: messenger RNA, 930 nt
Organism: Laccaria bicolor S238N-H82
Lineage: Eukaryota; Fungi; Basidiomycota; Agaricomycetes; Agaricales; Hydnangiaceae
Exons: 3
Coding region: 1-930 (309 amino acids)
Source: RefSeq, a predicted model, not a curated record